Molecule: messenger RNA, 2013 nt
Organism: Silurus meridionalis
Lineage: Eukaryota; Metazoa; Chordata; Actinopteri; Siluriformes; Siluridae
Gene: me1
Product: malic enzyme 1, NADP(+)-dependent, cytosolic
Biological process (GO): malate metabolic process; pyruvate metabolic process
Cellular component (GO): mitochondrion
Molecular function (GO): NAD binding; malate dehydrogenase (decarboxylating) (NAD+) activity; malate dehydrogenase (decarboxylating) (NADP+) activity
Source: RefSeq, a predicted model, not a curated record
UCAGAGGAUCUUUAGAGUUGUGAAAUCUUCAGCGUUGCUUCACUCCUCUCUCCUGUGCACGUGACUUCGCUGUGAUCGCGCGCUCUCGGUCCCGCCGCUAUUUAAAGGGUACUGAUGUCCCGCCGAUUAGUCGCGCGCGAGUCCGGUGAGUGGGAGAUCAUGAUGAACAUGAUGAAGAUGAAGGACGGGGCAGGGGAGAAGAGCAGCACUGCGGUGGUCACCAAGAAGAGAGGAUACGACAUCACCCGUAACCCCUACCUUAACAAGGGCAUGGCCUUCUCUCUGGAGGAACGUCUGCAGCUGGGGAUCCAUGGCCUGCUGCCUCCAUGCUUUCUCAGCCAGGACGUCCAGCUCCUCCGAGUCCUCCGCAACUACGAACUCAAACAAAACGACCUGGACAGAUACAUCCUGUUGAUGGGGCUUCAGGAUCGUAAUGAGAAGUUGUUUUAUCGUGUGUUGAUGUCUGAUAUUGAGCGCUUUAUGCCCAUUGUGUACACGCCAACUGUGGGCGCGGCCUGCCAGCAGUACGGCCUGACCUUCAGGAGACCCAGGGGUUUGUUCAUCACUAUCCAUGAUCGAGGACACAUUGCCACUCUUCUACAGAGUUGGCCUGAGACAGAUGUUUGGGCAGUGGUAGUGACAGAUGGUGAGAGGAUUUUGGGACUGGGAGAUUUAGGAUGUUAUGGAAUGGGAAUUCCAGUGGGAAAACUGGCUCUGUAUACAGCAUGUGGAGGAAUUCCACCUCAGAAGUGUCUCCCAAUAAUGCUAGGUGGAACGGAUAACCAGGAGCUGCUGAAGGAUCCUCUGUACAUUGGCCUGAGACACAAGCGAGUUCGAGGCGAGGCGUAUGAUGAGCUGCUGGAUGAGUUUAUGAAGGCUGUAACUGACAGGUACGGGAUGAAGUGUCUGAUCCAGUUUGAGGAUUUCGCCAAUGUUAACGCUUUCCGUCUUCUGCACAAAUACCGCAAACAAUAUCUCACCUUUAAUGAUGACAUACAAGGUACAGCAGCAGUAGCAGUAGCUGGACUUCUUGCUGCACUGCGCAUCACUAAGAGCAGGAUGUCGGAUCAUACCAUUGUGUUCCAGGGUGCGGGGGAGGCUGCCAUGGGCAUUGCGGAGCUCAUCAUCAUGGCCAUGGAGAAGGAAGGGCUUCCACAUGACGAGUGUGUAAAGAAGAUCUGGAUGGUCGACUCAAAGGGUCUCAUUGUUAAAGGUCGAGAUCAUUUGACUCCAGAGAAGCAGAGGUUUGCUCAUGAACACAGUGAGGUGAAGAGUUUAGAGGAGGUGGUCAAGGAGCUGAAACCCAGUGCUUUAAUCGGUGUAGCAGCAAUAGCAGGAGCAUUUACAGAGCGAAUCCUUAUAGACAUGGCUGCCUUCAACCACAGACCCGUCAUCUUCGCCCUGAGUAACCCCACCUGCAAAGCUGAGUGUACAGCCGAGCAGUGUUACACACUCACACAGGGCCGGGGUAUAUUCGCCAGUGGAAGCCCGUUUGACCCUGUGACCCUGGCAGAUGGGCGGAGCUUUUUCCCUGGUCAGGGUAAUAAUGCGUAUGUGUUCCCAGGUGUGGCUCUCGGAGUGAUAGCGUGCAGCAUGUCUCACAUCCCUGAGCAAAUAUUCCUCAUCACUGCUGAGACGAUUGCUGAGCUGGUGAUGGAGAAGGACCUCUCUGAAGGGAGACUGUAUCCUCCUCUCACCUGUAUCCAGGACGUCUCCUUCAAAAUAGCAGUGAAGAUUGUAGAGUACGCUUACAGACACCAGAUGGCGAUGUUGUACCCAGAGCCGGUUGAUAAAGAGGCGUUAGUGCGCGCGCUCGUCUACAGCACCGACUAUGACGACUUCACCAUGGACUCAUACUGCUGGCCAGAGGAGGCCAUGAACAUCCAGACUUGCAAACUCUGAUCACUCCACACACACACACAGACAUAGAUAUACAUAAACACAUAUACAAACACAUAUACUCACACACACACACACACACACACACACACACACACGCACACAUAGAUAUAC